Messenger RNA from Synchytrium microbalum, 1116 nucleotides. RefSeq lists its product as uncharacterized. Gene Ontology annotation, cellular component: endoplasmic reticulum tubular network. The transcript has 11 exons. The coding region runs from base 1 to 1116 and encodes 371 amino acids. Gene Ontology annotation, biological process: endoplasmic reticulum tubular network organization. The record is from RefSeq and is a predicted model, not a curated record. NCBI's taxonomy places the organism in Eukaryota, Fungi, Chytridiomycota, Chytridiomycetes, Synchytriales, Synchytriaceae.
AUGAGACUACGCGAACGACAGACACUAUACUCAUGGCUCUACUAUUCUCUUCCCUCCUACCUGGUCGUCUUGUUGGUCUACUUCAAAUUCAUGCAUCCGGAACAAGAUCCUUGGGAAACUUGGCUCCUCAAGUCGGCCCCUGUCUUGGUUGGUCCACUCGUGAUCUACUUUGUGAGGAAGCUGAUUUCAUUCUCAUUCUCUCGUUAUCGUGGAUAUGAAGAAAUGCGACUCGAGAAUCUCAAGACACGACAGAAAGCUACGGUCGAGGAAUUGAAGAAGAAGACCAAGUUCUAUGCCACAAAGGAGCUGAUAGAGAGAUACGAGACACCAGUAAAGUCAAAAGACCAGGCCCAGAUGAAGAACGGAGGUCAAGCUCGCCCAGCUGGACCUAUGCCUCUCAACGCACCAGGAAAUCCUUCUUCUCUUCCCAAUAAUCCAGCUGGAUUGACGAAAAAGAAUCCAUAUACUCGCGACACAACGCAUGUCGAUGGUUCUCGACCACCACAACCAUCAGCAGCAACACCUUUUUCACGACCACCACAACCACCACCAUCAAUAUCACAAAUAGAAGCAUCUUCAAUGCCAGGAUCUUCUCCUUUGAUGCCACAAACCUCAAUACAAUCGGUUCAGCAAGAGCCAUUCGUUUAUCAAACAAUGCCAAUAAUACCGCAACAACCCAUGCAACGAAACUGGUAUGACAAGAUUGUCGAUGCGAUUGUUGGUGACAUGGACAGUCCAAACAGUCGAUAUGCUCUGAUAUGUCGGUACUGCUUUACGCAUAAUGGGCUGGUAUUGCCUGAGGAGUACUCUAACAUCAAAUUCAAGUGUAUGAGUUGUGGAGGCUUGAAUCAACACGUACCCACCACCACAUCAACUGCAAGCAAUCCAAACGAAUCAAGAACACCACCACUACCAUCCCUUCAUUCUACAUUGUCCUCAGAGGAUUUAUCCAGGUCUGCAGAGAGUUUACAAUUACCGAUAGUUGAAUCUCAUCCAGGUGCAGUCGCCUCUACAGAAGGAGAAGAAGCUGUCAAGAAAAAGGCCAAGAAGAAGAAAAAGAAGGGGCAUGAUGAGGACGUUGCUCUGUCUGGUGAUGAAGCAUCUGUAGCUGAAUGA